This is a messenger RNA of Volvox carteri f. nagariensis, 7758 nucleotides long. RefSeq lists its product as uncharacterized. The record is from RefSeq and is a predicted model, not a curated record. Gene Ontology annotation, biological process: mRNA processing; mRNA export from nucleus. Lineage: Eukaryota; Viridiplantae; Chlorophyta; Chlorophyceae; Chlamydomonadales; Volvocaceae. The coding region runs from base 1 to 7758 and encodes 2585 amino acids. The transcript has 45 exons. Gene Ontology annotation, molecular function: mRNA binding. Gene Ontology annotation, cellular component: THO complex part of transcription export complex.
AUGGCGGCGGACAUCAAGGAGCAGUUGCUUGGCGUGACCUUGAAGCAUAUACAGGGCCGUGUGUUUGAGGCAGAUGAGUUCUACAAGGCCCUCGAGCCUCUGGGAACCCCGGCGGCCUACGCGGAGGCGCUUGUGGACGUCUUUUGGAUUACGGCUAUUCCCUCGACUUGCAGGAUGCUGUGGGUGCGCUUUGAGGUUGGGCGUGGGCCGGAGAGCAUGAACCUGGUCGCAGCGAUUAAAGCGUGCUGGCAGGAUAAGAGGGUGACGGAGAAGCAGCUGCUCCAGGUUCUGGAGCCGGACUGCCUGCACACCGUGGGGCUGAUCCGGGAUAAGAGCGUGUGGGACAAGAAGGCGGUGCGCUACAACACCAAACUCAACUACACCAUCCUUAAGUACAACCUGCUCCGGGAGGACGCGGAGGGUUAUGCCAAGCUGGUAACCCUGUACAACCACUUUGGAUCGGGGGCUGUGGGGAAGGAGGAUCUUCCCUACCUGGCCCGGGAGCUGCAGUCCCUGAUCGGCUCCUUCGACCUGGACCCCAACCGCUGUCUGGACCUGCUGCUGGAUGCGGCGGCCGCUCAGCCUCACAACACUGCCCUGCUGGAGGCGGUGGGGCUGCUCAAGGGCGAGGCGGUAGGGCAGCUGUUGGGCUUCAAACUGGAACAGUACCAGGACCCCUCCCGGGAUCCUGCCCCUCGCGAGCUCCUGCUGGUGGCCGCCCACCUGGUCCGCACCGGCCGCACCAGCCUGCAGGAGCUGCUGGGCCACCUGUCGCCCUCGGACGAGCAGCAGGCGACAGGACAGCGCAGCGCCCGGGAGGCGCUCAUGCGGCGUGUGGGGGACAUUGGGCAGAUCAACUUGGGCGCCGCAUCUGGGGGUGAUGCAGCGGCGGGCGGGGAUGGGGGAGACGGCCGGGACCGCAACGGCAAGGGCGGCCAGCAGCCGGACGCCAGCGGCCGCAACGUGCGCAGCACGGGCCUCUCCGCGGCCUCGUUUGAGCUGGAUCCCUCCGCAGCGGUUGGGCCCCUGGCUCUGGGACCUGACCCUCGCCACAACCAGCCGCUAGCUCUGCUGGAUGCACUGCUGCAGGUGGGUGCCUGGGACGCGGCAGUGGAGCUUCACGACCGGCUGGUGGCGCAGGGGGCUACACCCGCCGCCCACCCGCCCAUUUCCGAAGCGCUGUCGCGGCUGCUGGCUGCUGAGGUUGCGCCCGCGUAUGACAGCCUGUUUCCGCAGGGUGUCCUGGGCAGAAAUGCGCUGUGGGGCGACGUGCCGCCGUCCGGGGCGACAUCUCCGCAGCUGAGCCCCAUGGCCCUCCGGCUGCUCAACAUGCUGGGGCUGUACAUUCACCGCGACGUUCGACUGUUCAUUAAGGUACUGCGGAUUUUGCGCUACCAGCUCGCCUUCCCGUUAACUAAUGAUUCGGGGCCGGAACUUGGGGCCGGGGCAGCAGCCAUAACCUCAACGGCAGGGGCGCCACAGGCCAACGGACAGCCGCAGCAGACUACGGCCGCCGCCGUGCCCCGCAGCACCAUGGGCCAGAGGCCUGAGCGGUACGGGCCCCUGGACGAGCUGCUGGCGAUGGUGCUGCUACCUGCUCUUAGCUGCUGCCCGGUGCAUCUGCCCCUGGCGGCGGAUGUCUGGGAGUGCGUCAAACUACUGCCCGUGCAAUCCAGAUACCGCAUCUAUGCAGAGUAUAAGGAGCUGUCCCAGUCUCAGCCCCUGCUCCAGGCUGCUUGGCGACUUGCCACCGUAGAGACCAAGAAAGUCCUCAAGCGCCUGGUCCUACCCACGGAUCCUCAGAAGAAGAAGGAGGCGUGCAGGCCGCACGCGCGCAUGGUGGCCAAGGUAGCCCACGCUAACCCGUUGCCGGUCAUGGAGGCGAUUGUGACGCAGAUCGAAGUAUACGACAACCAAAUCGAGGUUUCCCUGGAGGCUCUCAAGUACUUGUCGUCCUUCAGCUACGACAUGCUGACCUUUGUCAUCCUGUCCCGGCUUGCCAUUGAGAGGGACAAGGUGAAGGAGGACGGUGUCAACAUCUCUGGAUGGCUACAGUCGCUGGCUAGGUUUACCGGCGCCGCCUGCAGGCGGUUCUCCGACCUGGACGUGGGCGCGGUGCUGCAGUUCCUGGUGAACACGCUGAGGGGGGGGGACUCGUUUGACCUGCUGGUGCUGCAACAGAUCAUCGUGGCCAUGACGGGUGUCCGUUUGGAAGCAGUUCUGUCCGAUGAGCAGCUAGACGCUCUGGCGGGCGGUCCGGAGCUGGUGGCAGAAGCGGUGGUGCUGGAUGCCGGCGAGGCGGACGCGGCACUGGGCAUGGGUCGCACCGCAAGCGCCAAGGACCUGGCCAAGGGGCGUCAGCGGCUGCUGAGGGCAUUAGAGGACUACGACAGCCGGCGGCUGGGCGUCAGCGGCGGCAGCUGCUCCCUGACGCUGCCUCUCCUCAUCCUCACGGCGCAGCAGCGGUCCAUCAUCAUUAACCACACUGACUCCAAGCUCAUCAAGUUCAUAGCUACCAUGUACGACAGAUGCCAGGACACGCUGCUGCACCUGACGGAGUUCCUGCGACUGGCCCUGCCGGUGGAGUCGUACGCCGACAUGCUGCCCACGCCAGACGUGCUCAGGCGCGAGUACGGGAUCGACGUGGAGGUGGUUUGGCACAUCUACCGGCCCGUCAUGGCGCGGCUGUUGGACGCGGCGGCCCCUCAGCCUGCCGAGGAGGGGGAGCUGGAGGAGGGCGAGGAGGGCGCCGCGCCGGCGGCUGGCCCGGCCGAUGCGCCCCCGCGUGAGGAGCCGCGCGUGGGUGACAAGACCUGGGGCGGUGUGCUGGCGGGUCUGCCGGCAUGUGCGGGGAACUCGGCUCUGUGGUCGGUAGUCACGCCGGACCUGUACACCACGUUCUGGUCGCUGCAGCUGCAGGACAUCUACGUGCCGGUCAAGAGGUACGAGAAGGAGCUUUCCAAUGUGAAGGACCAGCUGCAGCUCCUAGAUAACAACUACAUGAACUACAUUCGGCCAGGGCUGCAGAGCAACAGCGGCUACGUCUCGAACAACCUGCAGCAGCAGUACGAGCAGUACAAAGUGGAGAAGGCGGCGCUGCAGGAGAAGCAGUCCCGCCUCACCGCAGAGCUGGAGCAGCGGCGGCGCCACGUAGACGAGGUGAAGCAACGGCUGGUGCUGCAGCGUGCCGGCUUCUUCCUGCCGCGGGCACCGCCGCCGCAGCAGCAACAACCGCAGCAUCAGCAGGCUGGGCAGCAGCAAGAGGAGGGGGCGGAUGCGUCGAAGCCAGCAGCUCCGGCAGCGGCUGGCGCUGCCGCGACGGCGAAUGGACCAAAGGGAGCUCCCUCUGGUGCGGCCGGCGGGGCUAUGGCGUCAGGGGCAAAUGCUGCGGGACCGGGAGGGCCAGCUCGGCCCCCCGCCCGCAACGUCCCGGCCUUCUACGCAGUGGCUCAGGAGAUGUUCCUUCCUCGCAUCCUGUUCAGCGCCAUGGACGCCGUGUACUGCGCCCGGCUGAUCCUGCUGCUGCACCACAUGGAGGUCCGCCACUUCUCACUCAUACCCUUCCUGGACAGCACUUUACGCGCCACCAUCCCCGUGUUGCGCUCCAUGACGGAGGUGGAGGCCAACAACUUUGGAGUGUUCCUGUUUGAGAUGCUAAAGCAGCUGGUGGCAUGGCACCGAGAUGAAAAGCUGUUCAACGAUGACUGCGUCCGCAAGACUGCGGCACUUGCCAACGUCAAGCAGCCGCACAACGUGUUCAAGUCCAAGAUGAUGUUGUGGCACGGCAUCAUCAGCUCCACCUUCCGAGCCUCCAUUGAGAGCGGGGACUACACACAGAUAGCCAACGCGUUGUCCGUCAUGGGCCGACUGGUUACGGUUUGGCCGGGUACGGUACCCUCCGCCAACUCCUUCCGUCAGUGGGUGGAGAAGCUGCAGAAAGAGGAUCCCCGCGAGGACAUCAAGACCAUGGCCCGCUCCUACCUCAUUGCUCUUAGCCGUGAGGCAGAGAAGCCAGGCCGCAUGAUGUCACAGUUGGAGUACGGUGGGCCGCAGGUGGUGGAGCGGCAACGUGCCAUGGCCAGUAGCGCGGCGGGCCGAGGUGCCGCGAAUUCGCCGGCGGCCGCACCCAAGGGCACCACCCGGCCAGUUGCCGGACCCGGCCAGCCAGCGGCGGCAGGGGGCAGUGCCGCGGCGGCGGCACCAACCGCAGGUGAAGGCGGCCACAAGUCGCUCAACGUCGCCGCCAAGCCCUUUGUGCCCCGAGGAGCAGGCCCACCUGAGUCAGCCGCGGCGCCCGGCGGUGGCGGAGGUGGCGUCUCCACGGCAGCGGGCGGCGCGGCAGACGGUGGCGACGCCGCCGCGGGGGAUGCUAAAGACGGGCGCGGUCUUGCAACCGUGCGGAAGCGGCCCCGAGGCGAGGGGAGGGCUGACGGCGACAAGGCCGAGGCCCCGGCUGUGGUAGCUGAGAAGGCUGAGAAAGCGGCCGCUGGCGCUGACGUAGGCAGUGGUUUGAAAAAGCAGCGUGUCGAGAGCGGUGUUGGAGCUCAGGCGGGUGGUGCUGCAGCAGCCGCGGCCGCAGCAGCUGACGACACUCGGUCCAACGUUGCAGGGGGGAACAAGGUCCGAGGGGUUGGCGGUGGUGGCGGCAGCGGUGGUGAUCGCGAUGGCACGGAUACAAUGUCCGAGGCCGGCGGUCGGGCAGGCUCCGAGACCAGCGGCCGUGUUGGCGCGGACGGGACGUCCGGCGGGCGCGAGGGCAAGUCGGAGAAGGAGCACAAAGAACAUAAGCGGUCAAAAGACAAGGACAGGCAAGUACGGAGCCUGCAAAAGGGCAUAGAGAAGGAGCGGGGUGGCAACAAGGAAAAAGAUAAAGACAAAGACAAGGAGCGGGGGAAGGGCGACAGAGAGGACAAGGACGAGUCCCGACGUGAGGAGAAGGAGCGCCGGCGCGAGGAAAAGGAGCGGGAGCGAGCUGAGAAGGCGGAGGAGGCGCGUGCGGCGGCCAAGGCGGUGUUUCCGGACCGCGAUCGCGCGGCUGGUGACAGCAAAGAUAACAAGGAUGGCCGUGGGGAGAGGGUCCCGGGCUCCUCGACUGCGGUGGAGAAGGCCGACCGUGAGCGCAGUGAUGUCAAGGGCAGUGGAGGCCGUGUGGGGGUUGGCCCGGCGGACAACGGCAGCUCCAAGGACCGGGAAGUCCGGGCAUCCUCCGCGGAGCGGUCCAGGGAUCGCCACGGCAAUCGCCGCAUCGGGUUGCCUGAAGAUGCCGCUGACCGGGAGCGCGACACGGCAGAUGGUGGCGGGAAGCGGCGGAGAAUGGACGGCAAGUCGGAGGGAGGCAGCGGCGGCGGGGUCGGCGGGGUCGGCGGCAGCCCUGGCCACGGCGGUCUUUCUGGGCGGUUGGGCAGCAUAACACCGGAGGUUGGAACCGCCGGCCGAAGGAGCGGCGCCGAUACGGAGAUUGAGUACGACGAGAGGGGCGGGUUUGCGCUACCACCGGCGCCUGCAGUGCAGCACCGGAUGCGCGACGGCGAGGUGGCCGAAAUGCAAACCGCGCUGCAGUCGGCGCAGCCGCCGGCCCCGCGGGGCAGCAGCAGCAGCAGCGGCAGACAUACAGAGCCGGCUGCACACGGAGGUCGCAGUGGUGGAGUGGAGCACACGGUGGCGGGGGAGCAACGGCAGCAGCAGCGACAGCAGCGGCAGCAAACGAAGCUGCGCCUAGCCAAGCUGUCAAAAGUACAGCUCAAGUAUCUGGAUUACCUGAGGCAGCUCAUUCUGUUGUUAAAUCAACAUGGCGUCUUACAUCCUGAAGCUCUGGGGCGCUCCGGGGCCUGCAACGUUCAACUGCCGGAGGAAGUCCGUUUGAAGGCUGAAAGCCUGAAUCAGAAGCGCGAGGAGUACCUGCAACGUCUUCGCGCCGAGAGCCAGUCAGUGCCCUCCACGGAGGACUUCCAGUGCUUCCACCUCUGGCGCUCUUCGAAGGAGGCGGCGGCGGGGGAGGGAGGGAGGUGGAAGGGUAUCUUGGAACUGUGCGUGAAGGGGGAGCCGCCCGUGCGCCUCAAGAGUGCACAGAUCUGGGCCGCAUCGAUUGUGGUGGUGCCCGUGGAUUCCAGCGAGGGGAGCGCGGCUUUGGCAGCUGCAGCCGCGCGGCGGUCCGCGUCGAUGGAGAUACUGGCCGAUGUCAAUAUUCCCUUCUUCAUCGACCCCGCCAAGCCGGUGCGCGCUGCACCUGCAGUGAGAUUCCAGAACCACCUGGCCCGCUACGAGCACAUCAUUCCAGAAGUCGGGGUACUCACGUUCCACGACCGACCUGACUUGGACAGGAUGCUGCACCAGUUCCAGGAGCAGGGCUUGUUCACGGAGUCUGCCCCGGACACUGUUCUCUGUGCGGAGUCGUCUGUGGCCUUUCACGUAGGGCCCCUGCGGGGGCGCCACUUGACGGUGUUCCUCAUAUCAAGCAAAUGCGGCUGGGCGUGCAAAGUGCUGGCUGCCGUACUCCCGGAGGAGCAGCGCCGCCAGUUCCUGCAGAACGAGGGCUUCUUGCUGAUGAUGCAGCUGGAGCCGCAACUUGCAGCAGAAGCUGCAGGACCGGCAGCAGCACCGGCGCCGUGCCAAGCAGCAGCGACACCACCGCCGCAGCCAGCACUGUUGCAGCACCCGCAGGCCAUAACAGCGCCGCCAGCACGUCAUUCCGCUGACCCAAGUAGCCAUCGGCCAUCGGUAUCUUGGCCGCCGCCGCCGCCGCCGGGGGCGGCAAUGCCAAUACCGCCGCCGACGGCGGCAUAUGCUGCCCCUUACUAUGCAGCAGCGGUGUAUCCUCCUCCUCCUCCUCCUCCUGGGGUCUACCCUGCGGGCCUAUUGUCUAGGGAGGCAGCGAUGGCUGCAGCCGCAACGGGGACCGCGCCAUCCUGCUGGCACCAGCACCAGCACCUGCAAGAGCAAGAGGAGACAUUGGUGGUGACCCGGGCAUACUGGCGCAGCACAGCCCGGGAGCAACAACCCCCACAGGACUGCGCUGCAGCAGCUGCAGCAGCCGCUGCUGCCGCUGCAGCUGCUGCGGGCUCGGCGACGUCUGGGCUGGGCUUCCCGCUGGGGAUGCUGCCGCCCGCUGCAUGGUACCUGAACCACCCUCCGCCUUCUCACCGGCCGCCGCCGCCGUUGCCAUUAGCGCCGCCAGCAGACCAUCACUGCAGUCAUUACAACCCUUUGCUUGAAGAGUCAAAGCCACCAUCACCAUCACCAUUAUCAGCAGCACCAGCAGCACCAGCAGCGCAGCCGUGUUCGGCCACGCCACUGCCGCCGUCGAUCAUCUGUGACCCGUCGACCCGCAGGAGGACCACAGAGGCACCCGCUGAGCCACCCGUCGUGGGCCACCAGCACCAGCACCAGACCCGGUCUCAGCAAACCAAAGCACCGCCGUCGCCGCCAGCUAGGGCCCCGGCAGGCUCCUUGCGUGGCGCGAAUUGCAUGGCAUCGGGGCGCAGGAGGGGUCCCCGUAUUAGUGCGGCGCAGCUUGAGGAACUGAAGGACGUCUUCAGGGCGUGGAUGGACGAUGGGCUCAUGCACUGGUGCAGUGACGCAACCAAUCUUAAAAAGAAACUCGAGCCGUUCGGAAUGAAGGUGGCAGAGUUCGCUGAGCGGUACAUGCUGGACGAGGUGCACGUGCGCCGCGACCUCGGCUGCGGUGGAGCGGCCUGCAUUCCGAAGAAGCCGGUGGUGUGCUACGAAGGUGACAGCGACUUUUCAGACGACGAAUACUGA